This is a messenger RNA of Fomitiporia mediterranea MF3/22, 856 nucleotides long. RefSeq lists its product as uncharacterized. Bases 42 to 530 code for a protein of 162 amino acids. Gene Ontology annotation, cellular component: cytoplasm. The transcript is spliced from 6 exons. The record is from RefSeq and is a predicted model, not a curated record. Gene Ontology annotation, molecular function: D-tyrosyl-tRNA(Tyr) deacylase activity. Lineage: Eukaryota; Fungi; Basidiomycota; Agaricomycetes; Hymenochaetales; Hymenochaetaceae. Gene Ontology annotation, biological process: tRNA metabolic process.
CAGUUGACUCUGAGAUUAUCUCAAAGAUAUCUAGAGGUCUAAUGGUUCUCGUUGGCAUUGGAACUGAUGAUACAGAAACUGACAUGCAUCAAAUUGCGAACAAAAUCAUUUCUCUUCGUGUAUUCAAUGACACUGAAAACCCAUCGGUGAUGUGGAAGAAAAGCGUUAAAGAUAUCGAAGGAGAAAUUCUUUGCGUCUCUCAAUUUACGCUUAUGGCAAACACUACAAAAGGCAAUAAACCAGAUUUCCAUCGUGCAAUGGGCGGAGAACAAUCGCGCCGGCUGUACGCCUCACUGCUCGACCGCCUUGGCGCACUCUACAAUCCAGACAAAAUCAAAGAUGGAAAAUUCGGCGCCAUGAUGAACGUAUCUCUAACGAACGAGGGUCCGGUCACCUUUACUAUAGACUCCCGAAAGUUCGAGUACGUAAACCAAGCUAAUCAAGGCAACAAAGCGACAAUAGAUCGUUCCGUGGACUCUUCGAAUAGAUUACCGGAAGUACAAAAUAACACCAAUGGUGAUGAGCAAUAAUCAUAGCCGACCUUGGAUGGUUUCUGCACAGUUGGAGUAGCGUAUCGAAUCAAUAUAUCAACUCGCUAUUCACUACGAACCUUGCCUUCAAUAAAUCAUGGCGCUGGGAUUAAGUAUUGGAUCUGACGGCUUUUGUAGCGACUCAAUCUGACUGGUUUGAAGCUUCUAUCUUUCUUCUGAGUCAAAUGGACCGUAUUCUUAAGGAGCGAAACACUAUUGCAUCGCCCUUCCUCAAAGACCACCAGGAACCUUUCAUACGGGAGCUUGACGAUGGCAGUUUGCAAAGAUAGCCAAUACUUUUAUGACCAGCUAAUUACAUUCCAGGU